Messenger RNA from Pipistrellus nathusii (Nathusius's pipistrelle), 366 nucleotides. NCBI's taxonomy places the organism in Eukaryota, Metazoa, Chordata, Mammalia, Chiroptera, Vespertilionidae. The record is from the annotation of a GenBank genome assembly.
AUGGCCUGGAGGCGCCUGGCCCUCCUUCUGAUCGGAGCCCUCCUGGCAGUCUCCCGGCCGGUCCUGACCCAGCCAGAUGCUCUGCUGGUGUUCCCGGGCCAGGUGGCCCAGAUCUCCUGCAUGCUCAACCCCCGCCUCGCCGCCGUGGGGGACUAUGGCGUGUCCUGGUACCAGCAGCGGGCAGGAAGCGCCCCCCGCUACCUCCUCUACUACCGCUCAGAGGAGGACCAAAGCCGCUCCCCGGACCUCCCUGACCGCUUCUCGGCAGCCACAGACGCAGCCCAAAACGCCUGCCUCCUGAUCAUCAGCCCCGUGCAGCCCGAGGACGACGCAGAUUAUUACUGCUCCGUCGGUUACAUACCCUAG